AUGUCAAACCCAACUACCCAGAAGGCCGAUGCCACAGAGCAGGCCCCACCACAAGCAAAGCCCCAAGUCCUGGAGGAAGAUGACGAGUUCGAGGAUUUCCCCGUUGAAGGUAUCAACCAGACAUCCAAGUGCUUCCCUAAAGCAACGAACCUAACUCUAUACCACCCAGACUGGCCCCAAGAAGAAGCUGAGCAGACCUCUGGCUCGACAGCAAACGGCGGUAGCGAGCACCUGUGGGAAGAGAGCUGGGAUGACGAUGAUGCGGCGGAUGACUUCUCAAAGCAGCUCCAGGAAGAAUUGAAGAAGGUCGAAGCAUCGGCUUAA
This is a messenger RNA of Penicillium griseofulvum, 324 nucleotides long. RefSeq names its product proteasome regulatory particle lid subunit SEM1. Gene Ontology annotation, biological process: double-strand break repair via homologous recombination; mRNA export from nucleus; proteasome assembly. The transcript has 2 exons. The record is from RefSeq and is a predicted model, not a curated record. The coding region runs from base 1 to 324 and encodes 107 amino acids. Lineage: Eukaryota; Fungi; Ascomycota; Eurotiomycetes; Eurotiales; Aspergillaceae. Gene Ontology annotation, cellular component: proteasome complex; proteasome regulatory particle, lid subcomplex.